Trichoplusia ni (cabbage looper) is the source of this 3213-nucleotide messenger RNA. RefSeq names its product suppressor of cytokine signaling 2-like (gene SOCS2-12). The transcript is spliced from 4 exons. Gene Ontology annotation, molecular function: 1-phosphatidylinositol-3-kinase regulator activity. Gene Ontology annotation, cellular component: phosphatidylinositol 3-kinase complex. Gene Ontology annotation, biological process: intracellular signal transduction; phosphatidylinositol phosphate biosynthetic process. The coding region runs from base 862 to 1713 and encodes 283 amino acids. The record is from RefSeq and is a predicted model, not a curated record. Lineage: Eukaryota; Metazoa; Arthropoda; Insecta; Lepidoptera; Noctuidae.
UAUUACAAAGUGAGUGUUCUUAACUAAGUAUUUGAAUUUGGAGUAAAAAGCUGUUGAAAACAAUAAUUUUCGCGGUGUAAUAAUGUCGGAACACCACCAGACUCCUUUUAGAUAGCUUGAACGUAUCUAGCAAUAACAUGUUAAUGUCUGAAAACAAUAUAAAAAGCAGUAAAAACUUUAUUUUGAGUAACGAUUAAAGUAAAUUAGUUUUACGGAGAAUUGCCUAGCUACACAUUACUGAAUAUAAUACAACGUAGAUAGCAAAUAACUAGAUAACUAGUAAUUAUUGUCGGUGAAUGAAUUCUAAGAAGGCAGUGAACGUUCGAGUUACGUAUCACUGUCUGUUGCUCAGCCUCGUCCACGAAUCCCCUCCAUUUGUUGAGUCGCCCCCACAGAGUAGCGCUGGCGUCGUGUCGGUUCGGUUGCGUUCGUUGUGCUCGGCGGCGCUCCGCUCAUCGCUGAACACUCAUUCAUUCUGUUGUUACCAUUACGCUGGGUAGCACAUAUAGUUUUGAAUUCGUACGAUACUAACGAUAGUAAGUUUUAAAAUCGUUUUUCGGUGUAAUGGACUACUCUAAUUUUAACGGUUGUGAUUGUGACGUUUGAAAAUAAUGACAUGAGUACAAGACAUUUGUGUGAUUUGAUUUGUGAACUUGUAAACAAUUCAAAACAGUGUCUAACAAGUAACGAGGAAGCAUGUAAACUAAGUCAAAGUUGAUGAUUUUAUAUCUAAGAUAAAAUUGUGGCCACAUUUGGAUUAGAGACAAAGUGCUGUGUUAUUUUUACGUAAACUUUGAAUGAAUCGUGGCCUUCGGGCAUCAGGUGGGUGGCAAUCACAUCAAGCCACUGUUUAGUGAACAAAUGUGCUUAAUUGAAAGGCGAGAAACAACAGUUUGUCCUUUAAACAUGACAUUAGCGGCGAGGUUAUCUCCUCAAAAUGCCUGUGUUGAAGUGGCAGUGCCACUAACCAACAGCUGGUCAACGGGUGUAGCAUGCUGCCCCAACUGCAGGCACGAACUGCGCGUGUCGCUGGCCCCGAGUGGGGGCAAGUGCCACGCGCCUCACACGCCGCCCUCCUUCACGGUCCAGCCGACGUACUUGCCACACUCCCCCAUCACAACACCGCUGUCACCUCUCAUACCCUCACCUUAUAAUGAUGAGCUGAGGCGGUUAGCAGACACCCUCAGAGCAUUAAGACUAUCCGGCUGGUACUAUGGCUGUUUGGACUGGCUGGGUGCUCGAAGUAUACUAAAAGAUGCGAGUGUUGGAGCAUUCGUGAUCCGCGACUCAGGCGAUAGGAAUUUCAUAUUCUCACUGUCAGUGCAGACAGAGCGAGGCCCCACGUCCGUGAGACUGCACUUCGAACAAGGGUUCUUUAGGUUAGACUGCGACCAGCCGCUGGCGAGGUACAUGCCGCGCUUCCGCUGCGUGGUGGAGCUGGUGCAGCACUACGCGCGCUCGGGCAGCGCGGCGGGCGCGGGCGCGGGCACGGUGUGGGUGGACCGCGCGGGCUGCCCGCACUCGGCCGUGCUGCUGCGCGCGCCGCGGCGCCAGGCCCCGCCGCCGCUGCUGCACGCCGCGCGCCUGGCCGUGCACCGCGCGCUCGACUCCAACCCGCUCACGCCCAAGCUGUGGCGCGCGCCCAAACACAGACUGCUCCCGCUGCCUUCCACGUUAAUAGACUAUCUCGGGGAGUACCCCUACUCGAUCUAAUGCUCUGAACGCUAUGUCUAAGUUAUUUAUUACUCCAAUCUGAGCGAUGCCUAGUGAAGAUAUUAGUUUAUUGGGGAUGGUCGCGAGUGAUCAUUAAACUCCAACUGAUUGUAGUGUGACCCCGCGGCGGGUCGACGUACUGAGCUACAAGUUUCCUAAGGUGGACUUCGUGUUUGCAUUAUCAUAAUAUUAUAAUCUUAUUUGUACAAAUUAAUAUGCAUUGUAAUGUCUAGUACAGGUUACUAGCAAGGGCCGGAUCCUUUAAAUACCGACUAACAAAAUAAUUUAUGAAUAGUUAAAUUAAUAAUGUUAACUGUAUUAUUUGUAAGUAUUGAAUAUGGGACUCAACUUUGGUAUUUAGUGAAAUGUUUACGCGGAUUAUUUUUAUUAAGCCAAUUCUGUGUCUGUAUAUAAAGAUGUUCUGAAAAUAACGCAAGACUGAUUCCUUGAACUUCAAAUAAUUUUCAUGUAGUAAUUGCCUGUAUACUUUUCUGUAAAAUGUACGUAACUAAUCUGUCUCCACGUGUGCAAGCUCGGGCGGCGGCGCGGCCGCUCCCCUGACAAUCCCCGCUGAUAUUAUUAUUGUAUUAAAUUGUUCACUAAUGCCUUAUCUUGUCCAUCGUCUUAAAAAGUCAUCACAUUAUAUAAGUAAUAGAGCUAUAUUUUUAUUUAUUUAUUUCUCGAUUAAGUUAGGAUUAUUUAUCAGCUUACAUUAUAUUUAGUUCUUUCUUGUUCCUAUCCAUGGUUGGUUUGUAGACACGCAUCACUCUGCACGCCACGCCCCGGCACCUCACACAGAGUCUAGGUAGAUAACAAAGUGCCAUCAAAAUGAAACCCGUAAUUAUUGUAAAUUUGUUUUUUCAUAAAUAAUUCAGAUUAAAGUAUUUUUGAGGCUGAACAUGUACAUAAAUGAAAUUUGUUUUGUUUUCUAUUUAUUUCCUUAGGUAAUGAGAAAAAUAUAUAGCGACGUAUGUAACCAUGUAAUGGUUGGUCAUGACUUGGUGUCGCGUUAUUAUGUGUUUUAAUGAACUAUAACGAUUACAAUACAUGCUCGUUAUUCAGUUUCGCGGUACCAAGUCAUUAUUAGUGUUUGGUGGGAGGUUGGGCUAGUGACGUUCACUAAUAUAGAAUAGACCAUGUAUGUACCUUGAAUAAUCUCAAUUAGAGUAAAUUUAGGCUUCUCACUUUAUAUACGAAUAUGUUUUAUUAGCCAAAUUUCUAUUUCAAAAAUGACAGAACGCAGUAAGCAUGAAUAUUGUUUUUUUUAUAAUUAAAUUACUUGAGUAAAGUCCUCAUUUUGAAUUGUAAAUUUGUAUCCUAUUGUUUAAUUUCAAAUGUAAUUAUUUUCAUACCAAUAUGUGAGGAGACAGCACCAUUUAAGAAGUGUGACAUAAUAGAAAAGAAACUUGUGUUUUAAAUGUUUGUAGACUAUGUUUGUAGUAAUGUAAUGAAAGAACUGCAAAUAAUUUAUAUACAUAAAGAAAAUAACCAUUCUGCCUA